Molecule: messenger RNA, 3238 nt
Organism: Exophiala oligosperma
Lineage: Eukaryota; Fungi; Ascomycota; Eurotiomycetes; Chaetothyriales; Herpotrichiellaceae
Exons: 1
Coding region: 425-3238 (937 amino acids)
Molecular function (GO): triacylglycerol lipase activity
Source: RefSeq, a predicted model, not a curated record
UCAAGAUCAUCUCCUGUACAGUAUUUUUCCCUCUCUGACCCAUGUCAACAUCUCGCCUAUCCUAUUCGUAUGCUUAUCCCAACAUCAAUACUCCGUAUCUCAGUUAUGGUGGCCUCAAAACAAACGGGAGCGACCGAUAUCACAUUUCUCCUUGGAACCCUGACCUCUACACUCUUUUCAAUACGACAACCUUCUUGACCGGGGCCAGUGUGACACUGUCAGCACCGGCCUAUCACCUUAAUCAUCCAUCCGCCCUCGAGCUGCAUCCUAUCGAUCGAAAACCAUAAGCAUCAGUUCUCAGCUUCGGACUUGGCUUGGUGACUUGAUCAGGCAUCAUUUUCAACCAAAUCGCCCGGAUUCCUAAUCAUGAGCUAAAAGCGGUUCUCGCUCUGGACUACCAUUUACAUGAUCACAGAAGUUCACGAUGGAUUCAGCCGGUGCCCCUGGGAUGGCAGACCAUCCUUUCGCUCAAGAUCAGAGUCAAGAUUGGGUAACGACGCCAGAUGAACUCGACAUGACUCCCGAUAAGGAUUCUGUGCCAGGCAAACAGCCUGUUUUGCCCAAGUUAGAAACCGAAGGUCUGUACGACGAUGAUAUGAUUGGUGUCAGCAUAAGUCGGGUCCAGACUCAUAUGAGAGCUCCCGAAACGCCAGCAUUCGAGAAGGCACGAGCUAUGAACCUCUCUCUCGACUACUUCCAAAAUAUAGUUAGCUUGAAAGAAGAGCCAAACGAAAAUGAUGAACUUGAGCAAUCACAAGACGACACUCCUGAGCAGGACUUCGAAACCAUAUCGUCAAACGAGAGAGUUGAGGAGCCGUCGCGGACGAGGCAAUCCACGAUGACCCAAGGUCCUUCUGAGAUCAUCGAAUCGGGGCAGUCCUCCAUACGGACUGCUCAGGCGGGACUAUCACAGGCUCGAGAACAAGAGAUAGAUCUUCCCAAGGUUGACCAACCUCAUCAUAAGACAGCUCCACAACCGGUCGAGAGGCGCGAAGUCCAUAUACCACAAUCAAACAGGCUAUCAUAUACACGAAACUUACUCCAAGCCGUGGGUCAGGAAGGCAGACGGCGGGCGUCAAGCGGCCCAACAGCAAUUAUGUCUAGUUUGAAGAAAUUGAUGCCUGAUCUUCCUUCACCAACGUUCAAUUUUAGCUCUAUGUCUCUUUUCCCGGCCAGCUUCAGAAGCACAGGUCACUCUGGAGCGUCGACCCCAAAUCCCGACCGAAGAACUCCACCACAGACAUCGACGGCAGCGAAGUUUGUCUUGAAUGACGGUCCUAGACCUCGCAAAAUGUCAAACCCUGAUAUUCAGGUCAUGCCUUCUCAAAGCCAUCCUAUCAUCACCAGGCCUUACAUCGGCCUUGAUGGCAAUAUCGAGUCAUUGUUAUCGCCUGUCAGUCCGGCGUCAACCAAGAGUCGAGCUCGUUCUAAUUCCGAAGGCUCCCUGUACAUAAGAAGGAGGGUUUCAGGAGUCUCUGCCUACGACGAUACAAGUGCCUUUGCUAAUGUCACUGACAUGGCCAACUCUCGUUUUAAAGCCAUCACAGACAGCUUCCAAAACUCCACUUUGCGACUCCCAAAGCUUCCAGUGAUUAGGCCAUCGCCGAAGCGUCGCAUUUCUCCUGCGAAUAGCUCGAUGAAUAUCCGGACGAAUGAUGUGAGCGACUCUAGCAGAGGCCCUAAUCAUCAAUACACAUCGAUUAAAGGCAUUCGAAAUGUCAAGAAAGGCUUAGAGCUCGGGACUCCGCAACAGCGAGCACAUCCAAUCUUAUCCCAUGCUCUGUCCAAGACGACAGGAGAUGUAGUCCUACUUGGAGGCUAUCGUGGCUCGAUUCUAAGAUCGGCUCAGCCACCUCAUCGUCAGGUUUGGGUCCCAGUCAAAGUCGGAUUAAACCUUCGUCGAGUUGAUUUGGAGGUCGGUUUGACUAGAGAAGACGAGGAACGAAUGGAAGAGACUAUCAUACCAUCAGGCGUUCUCUCACAUAUUGGACCCAUCGACAUCUGUCGAAGACUACUCAAACAUUUGCACAAGUGUCCUAAUACUCGUCAGAACAAGUUGAGAGUACAUGAUUGGGGCUAUGACUGGAGACUGAGCCCUCAUCUCCUGGCCGCGAGGCUGAUCAAGUUUCUCGAGUCUUUAGAAUGCAACCACCCAGAGACUCCACCGGAAAAGAGAGGAGCUACAGUCAUCGCUCACAGUCUGGGAGGUUUGAUCACUCGAUACGCCGUUAACCAAAGACCGGAUUUGUUCGCUGGAGUUGUCUAUGCUGGAGUUCCUCAGCACUGCGUCAACAUCCUUGGCCCACUUCGAAAUGGCGAUGAUGUGCUUCUCAGUUCCAGAGUGCUUACUGCCCAAGUCAAUUUCACCCUCAGAACCAGUUUUGCGCUUCUGCCUGAAAGUGGACGUUGUUUCAUUCAAAAGCACACCAAUAAGAGAUAUGAUUUGAACUUUUUUGAUCCAGAAGUUUGGGAUGAGUAUCGCCUUAGCCCAUGCAUCAAUCCACCUUUACAUCGGACUAACAAUAAUGGGGAUGGAAGAAAGAGCAUUAUUGGUGCCAUUUCCGGUAGUAUCUCGUCUAACAAACGAUCUUCGUGGUUCGGAGGCCAAAGUAUUCAAACCACAGAACCUGUGCAAAAAGCGGAAGGGGUCGGUCCAGCAGUAGCUGAUAAAGCCGCAGAGGUCGGCAAUGUGGCGGAUGGUGAAGGGCCAGAAGAGGUUGUCGGUCCGACAAUGAAGCAAGCACAGCAUCGACCUAGUGUGGCGACAGCAUGUACGAUCCCUAAAGACCAGGCAAAAGAGUACCUAAGCCGUACACUUGCCGAGAUUUUGGAUUUCAAGAAAGCGUUGGCAUUUAAUCCAACUCAUCAAGAAAGCAAUCGAUACCCUCCACAUGCUUACAUUUUUGGUAAGACGGUGCCAACUGUGUAUGGCGCCAGAGUACCGGAUGAGGAGGCGAUCAAGUAUACCGAGGCUUUUGACGACCUAGCUUUUGCAGCGGGCGAUGGUGUUGUGCUCGCCAGUGCUGCCCAAUUACCCGAAGGUUAUCGAUGUGUCAAAGGAGGACGUGUGGAGAGUGAUCGAGGACAUGUCGGUCUGAUGGGUGAUUUGGAAGGGGUUGGACGAUGCAUUGAGGCUGUUGUGAAUGCUCGAGCAAAGGGUGUGGGAUUAGGUGAAAAGUACUUAAAGACCAAGAAGAACGUAAGCGAGUCUUCUUCCUCUUCUUCCUCGACGAGUUAA